AUGCUCCUUCUAUAUGUUCAUGAUAGUGACAUCACUGCAGCCAGAGAGGACCUUCUUCGUGACAUCAUUGGUCGUCUUGGCUCCGAGUUUUGGCUGAAGGACCUAGGCGCGUUGCACUUCUUCCUCGGCAUUAAUGUGCGAUGCGAUGCCUCUGCGUUCUUCCUCCAUCAAGGGCAGUAUGCUCUUGACCUGUUGGACCGUGUGGGCAUGACCGACUGCAAGCCGGUUGCCACCCCUGCUGAGGCCAAGCCAAAGCUCUCUGCCACUGCUGGACAGCACGCCACUGACGCUACUCUCUACCGCAGUAUUGUUGGUGCGCUUCAGUACCUUACGCUCACCAGACCAGACAAUCAGUUUGCGAUGCAGCAAGUUUGCUUGCACAUGCACUCGCCUCGUGAUGUUCACUGGUCUCUGGUCAAGCGCAUUCUACGGUACAUUCGCGCCACACCGACAUAUGGUCUCCGUCUCUGCGCCUCCGCCUCCACCAAGCUUCUCGCCUACACAGAUGCAGAUUGGGCUAGCUACCCUGACACUCGCUGA
This is a messenger RNA of Aegilops tauschii subsp. strangulata, 540 nucleotides long. Lineage: Eukaryota; Viridiplantae; Streptophyta; Magnoliopsida; Poales; Poaceae. The record is from RefSeq and is a predicted model, not a curated record.